AUGCAAGAAAUCCAAAAUGUGGCCAAGGAGUAUACCAACGACGAGGAGGUUAGCCAAGUCAUGGCAGCCAACAAGCGGCAGCCCACCUAUAACCCUGCUCGUCAGCCCGGCAAUGGGGAAAGGCCUAAAGAGCACUCUAAGGACGGAGGGCCAGCUAACGCCUUCAAGUUGUUCCCCCGGGUAGGGAAGUUUACUAACUACACUCCCCUAACAGCCCCGAUCGUCGAGGUGUACCAGCAGAUAGCCGACAAGGGCAUCCUGUCGAAGCCCCGACAACUUAAGGAUAGAACUGGAGGGAACAAAAACCUCUACUGCGACUACCACAAGGGCUUCAGCCACAAGACCCAAGAUUGUUUCGAUUUGAAGGAUGCUCUGGAGAAGGUGAUCCAGGAAGGUAAGCUGGCAGAAUUUUCUCACCUCAUAAGAGAACCUAGGAGGUGGGAUCGUGACCGAUCUGGUGACGACAGGAUCCGCACCGUGAGACCAAUGCAAGAGCCUGAGGAGGACAAUGAACGUGGCCUCACCAUCGUGAACAUUGUAGUCGGGAGAGACGUCGCCCCUAGGUCGAAGUCGGCAUGCAGGAAAGAUACCAAGGUCUUGGCCGUGUCAUCGUCUAGUCCCGCGCUUUCCCCCAGGAGAGUCCCGUCAAUAUCAUUCGGACCAGAGGAUCGGUGGUUCGACGACUUGCCGGAGAACCCUCCUAUGGUGAUCACGGUAAGAGUAGGAACUGGUCUGGUCAGGCGAAUCCUCAUGGACACCGGAGUCGAUUCGAACAUCAUGUUCCGUAAUGUGUUUGAUGCUCUGGGCCUCCGAGACACUGACCUGAGAACCCACCAACAUGAUGUGGUCGGCUUAGGCGAUAACUUUAUCAAGCCUGAUGGAAUAGUCUUCCUACCAGUCUCCAUAGGAGGAGGUCGAGGGAAGAGGUCGGUAAUGGCGGAGUUCGUUGUUCUAAGGGACUCCACGGUCUACAACCUUAUCUUGGGAAGGAAAACCGUCAAUGAGUUCAGAGCAGUGAUCUGUACCAAGCUAUUGAUGAUGAAGUUUGUUGCUGAUGAUGGGUCGGUUGGAUCCAUUAGGGGAGAUUUGGAAACGGUGGUCGCGUGCGUGGUGGGAUCGUGA
Arachis ipaensis is the source of this 1122-nucleotide messenger RNA. Lineage: Eukaryota; Viridiplantae; Streptophyta; Magnoliopsida; Fabales; Fabaceae. The record is from RefSeq and is a predicted model, not a curated record.